AUGUCCUUCGCACGACUUUUAUCAGCAAAUAAUCAUGAUGAUGAUGAAACUAAUUCAUUAUCAGAAACAGGUGUUAUUGUAAAAGAUAUUAUUCCACGUUCAAUGGUUGAAAAUGAUGAUUGUGCAUGCACAUGUUCAUGUUGUCCAAGUAUAUUUAAUUGGUGUAUAAAAGAUGCUUGUGGUUUAUCAUGUGGUAUUAUGACAUGGAUUUUGUUUUUAUAUGCAGAAUUUGUUUUUGUUUUUGUUAUUUUAACACCAAAAACAUAUUCAUUAUUAUUUUAUUUACUUAAUUUGUUCAUAUUUCAUUUACUUGAAUUUCUUGCUAUUGCAUCACAUCUUCAAACUAUGUUUUCGAAUCCAGGUGCUGUGCCAUUGAAAAAUGCUACACCAGAAAAUUUACGUAGAUAUGAAAAUGGUACAAUUGUAUAUCGAUGUGCUAUGUGUCAAAGUAUAAAACCAGUUAGAGCACAUCAUUUAUGUCCUGCUUGGUCACCGCCAGUUACACUUCUUUUUAUGAUAUUUUUUGGUUUAGAAGGAUUAUCUUUCUCAGUAUUUACUGGUGUCAUGACUUGUACACAAUUAUAUUCUAUAUAUACCGAUACAAAUCAAAUUGAAUUAUUUAAAGGAGGAGCAAAUUUAAAUCGAGAACGAAAUUCUUUUAUAUCUUCAUUAAAAAUAGUUUUUGGUUCAAAAAUGAGUUUAACAUGGUUAAAUCCAUUUUCUAAACCAAUUUAUUUGAUUACUCAAGAUGAUGAACGUAUAAUAUUUGAUGUUUAA
Rotaria sp. Silwood2 is the source of this 777-nucleotide messenger RNA. The record is from the annotation of a GenBank genome assembly. Lineage: Eukaryota; Metazoa; Rotifera; Eurotatoria; Philodinida; Philodinidae.